CAUGUGCGCUGGCCGUUCCCAGCCGUGCCGCCGCUCACCUGGACCCUGGCCAGUGGCGUCGUCAUGGGCCUGGUGGGCACCUACAGCUGCUUCUGGACCAAGUAUAUGAACCACCUCAUGGUCCAUAACAAGGAGGUGCUGUACGAGCUCAUCGAGAACCGAAGCCCCACCACGCCCCUCAUCACCGUUUCCAACCACCAAUCCUGCAUGGACGACCCUCACCUCUGGGGGAUCCUGAAGCUCCGCCACAUCUGGAACCUGAAGCUCAUGCGCUGGACCCCAGCGGCGGCGGACAUCUGCUUCACCAAGGAGCUGCACUCGCGCUUCUUCAGUCUGGGCAAGUGUGUGCCUGUGUGCCGAGGAGAUGGCGUCUACCAGCGGGGCAUGGACUUCAUCCUAGACAAGCUCAACCACGGCGACUGGGUGCACAUCUUCCCGGAAGGGAAGGUGAACAUGAGCUCUGAGUUCCUGCGCUUCAAGUGGGGAAUCGGGCGCCUGAUUGCUGAGUGUCAUCUGAACCCCAUCAUCCUGCCACUGUGGCAUGUCGGAAUGAAUGACGUCCUUCCUAACAGCCCACCCUACUUCCCUCGCUUCGGACAGAAAAUCACUGUGCUCAUCGGGAAGCCCUUCAGUGCGCUGCCCAUGCUCGAGCGGCUCCGGGCGGAGAACAAGUCAGCUGUGGAGAUGCGCAAGGCCCUGACUGACUUCAUCCAGGAAGAGUUCCAGCGCCUCAAGAGCCAGGCUGAGCAGCUGCACAGCCACCUGCAGCUGCAGAGUUAGGCCCAAGCCCGGCCACUGGCAGCACAGUCAGUGUGCUGGGCUUGGGGUGGUUCCAGGUUGGCAUAGACCCUGUCUGGUGCCUGCUUCCAGCUGGUGCUGCAGCCCAAGGAAGGGCUCUGUGCUGCUGGCCCCUGGGCCAUGAAGCCAGAGGAGGCUGAGACAGGGCUAUUCCCAGGGCUGGCAUUGGGAGGGCAACCCCUGAGGCCAUCUAGCCUGGCUCUCCCUGCCCACUUGCCAGUCCAGAAGCUGCUUACCACCUCCUCAGGGAUGCCUGUUGCCAUGUCUUCCUUCCCUUUUUUUGAGACAAGGUUUUGCUCUGUAGUUCAGGCCAGUAUGAACUCACUUUGUAGCCCAGUAGCCUGGCACUUGUAGCAAUCUUCCUGCCUCUGCCUCUGAGUGCUGGAAUGUCAGGUAUGUGCUACCAGGCCCAGCUCCCGUGUCUUCCUUCUUGAAGUCCAGAUUCCUCACUCUUGGCCCUGGCCCCAGGCAGGGUGUCCACAGUGGCCUGCAGGCUGCAAGAGCAGAAGAUUAGCCCAUCCAGUUUUGCCUGAGUGAGCCUUGCCUGCCCUGUGCAGGGCCACUGACUGUCACCCUUCCUGCUCUCGAAGCCCUCCUGGCCCGGGUCAGGAUUUCUCUUUAAACAAUAAAGCAUUUGUGUUGUGCCA
Messenger RNA from Fukomys damarensis (Damara mole-rat), 1445 nucleotides. It is a transcript of the gene Tafazzin, whose product is annotated as tafazzin. The transcript is spliced from 10 exons. Gene Ontology annotation, biological process: inner mitochondrial membrane organization; cardiolipin acyl-chain remodeling. NCBI's taxonomy places the organism in Eukaryota, Metazoa, Chordata, Mammalia, Rodentia, Bathyergidae. Gene Ontology annotation, molecular function: 1-acylglycerophosphocholine O-acyltransferase activity. The annotation marks the transcript as partial. Gene Ontology annotation, cellular component: mitochondrial membrane. The record is from RefSeq and is a predicted model, not a curated record.